AUGACAUUUCGCUGGGAAGAAAACGAAACACCUUAUAUGAUCACCGCAUGGCUAUUGAUAGCAGCUCUGGCAAAAAUUUUGUUCCACCUCUUCAAACCACUUUCGAAAUUACCAGACUCUGCACUAUUAAUUGUGGUAGGGCUCUUGCUCGGCUUGAUUCUUAAGCAAUCAGGUGCUAGUAUCGCAUACUCACUAAACUCUCAUGUAUUCUUUCUCUAUCUUCUGCCACCAAUCAUUUUCGAUGCAGGAUACUUCAUGCCUAACAGAGCACUUUUUGAAAACAUCGACUCUGUCCUUCUGUUUGCCGUCGUAGGGACUAUCUGGAACAGCAUAGCCAUAGGAGGUUCGCUGCUGCUUCUGUCACAUUAUGGUGUAUUUUCCAUGGCAUUUUCGACAACGGAAAUUUUCGUAUUUUCCGCUCUGAUCUCAGCAGUAGAUCCUGUGGCCGUUAUUGCAGUGUUCGAAGAGAUCAAAGUGAACGAAUUUAUAUUCGUGAAUGUGUUUGGUGAGGCGCUCUUCAACGAUGGAGUUACUGUGGUCUUGUAUCAAAUGUUCAAAAGCUUCACCCUGAUUGGUCCAGCAAACAUCAAGCCCAUUGACUACGGAGCUGCAGCCCUAUCCUUCUUCGUAGUUGCUUGUGGGGGAGCUCUGCUAGGCAUUAUUGCUGCCAUCCUUGUCAGUUGGAUGACUAAGUACACUAAUCAAGUACGCAUCUUGGCUCCAGUGUUCAUAUUUGUGAUCCCAUAUAUGGCUUACCUCACUGCUGAAGUAACCUCACUAUCUUCCAUAAUAGCAAUUGCUGUAUGUGGAAUGAUUAUGAAACAAUAUGUCAAAGGAAACAUCUCUACAGCUGCUGGUAAUUCAGUCAAGUACUUCGUCAAAAUGCUGGCUCAGUCUUCAGAGACAGUGAUUUUUAUGUUCUUGGGUCUUUCCACGAUGUACUCAGAGCACUAUUGGGAUACAGCUUUUGUGGUGGCCUCUGUCGUGUUUUGUCUACUCUUCAGAACAAUUGGUGUUUUGGUGCAAUGUUUCUUUUUAAACAAAUUUCGCGGCAAGAGAUUCACCAAGGUUGAUCAAUUAAUCCUCUCCUACGGUGGUCUACGCGGAGCGAUUGCGUUUGGUUUAGCUAUUUCUAUUCCAGAAACAAUACUGGCAAGGAGGAUGUUCAUUACAACCACCCUUGUUGUGAUCUUUUUCACCGUCUUCCUCCAGGGCAUGACCAUCCGUCCCCUUGUGAACUAUUUGAAAGUCAAGACCAAGGAUGAUCGGCCUCCAACGAUGGCGGAAAUCAUAUACAAUAAAUACCUCGACUAUGCGAUGUCUGGUGUGGAAGACAUUGCAGGGCAAAAGGGACACUACACCUUGCGCGACAACUUUGAGCAAUUCAAUGCGAAAUUCUUACAACCGAUUCUCGUAAGGAACGAGAAGAAGAAGAAUUUUGACGCCUCAAGCAUUGUCCGUGCCUAUCAGAAAAUUACCUUGGAGGAUGCCAUGAACCUUACAAAACUACAAGAAGCUGCACAUAGGAGAAGAGCUCGCGACGAUCAAGAAAGUGCACUGCCAUCGAAAUCUAAGGAGAUUCUACAAGCGGAAAGCUUGUCAACACCACCUCAGGCUAGACACUUGGAACAGUUUUUGGCCAAUGGCGAGAAUGUGGAUAGUCUCUACGCACUGUUCAGUGGAUUGCUGGACAAGAAGCUUAAGGAAUUGAACACAACCAGGCAGAAUGUGAGCUCAGACGCUGCCGAUGAUAUCCAGGACGACUACAUGCGUCAAAUUGCAUCUACUACUGAUCUGAAUAGCGAUCCGCUGGAAAGAAAUGAACGAAGAAGAAGCACUGGAGGAAUUCGAAACAAGAACAGUGUGCAAUGGACUCAGAAUCGCAAUGUCUAAUGAUCCAGUCAACAAUGGAUUAUAUUCAUUUCACAUCAUGAAUUACCGACAUUCUUCUCUCGGAC
Molecule: messenger RNA, 1958 nt
Organism: Cylicocyclus nassatus
Lineage: Eukaryota; Metazoa; Nematoda; Chromadorea; Rhabditida; Strongylidae
Source: the annotation of a GenBank genome assembly